AUGUCGGACAACAAACUUAUCGUCAUCUUGGGCAGUGGACCUGGAAUCGGAGCUAGCACAGGGGCACUCUUUGCAUCCAAGGGUUUCAAUGUUGCAUUGCUCUCUCGGAAUGUUGAACGUCUGAGUCAGGAUGCUGCCAGAGUGCAAGCGGCCAAUCCUGGUGUCACGGUCAAAGCGUACCCUGUUGACGUUGGAGACCACAAUGCCCUGGCAUUAGUGCUGGCCAAAGUCCACGAAGAUCUCGGGCCCCCGGAAGUCGUAUAUUACAACGCAGCAAGAGUUAUGCCCUCAAGGAUCGGUCAGACCGCUCCGGACUUCCUGCUGGAGGACUUCAAGAGCAUGAACAUUGGACUGUUUGUAGCGGCGUCGUGGGCGAUACCUCACCUGACGGCGGUGGCAGAGCGACCCGGGUCUCAUCCAUCGUUUCUGUUCACCAACAGCGGCCUGUAUGACCGUCCGCUGGCAGACUUCGCCUCGCUCUCCAUGCAAAAGGCAGCGCAGUAUAACCUGCUGCUGAGCUUGAAGCAAAUGGUGGAAGACAAGGGUGUCCACGUCGGGGGCGUCAACAUUGGCGGACUCGUCCUGGCAGAUCACCCCAUCACCAACCCUGACAACACCGCGCGAGCCCUCUACGACAUGUACCUGCAGGACAAGCCCAACUGGCAAUGGGAGGUCAAGUUGGGAGACUGGGAUGAGUUUCUGAGGGAGAUGGCGGCGGCUCAGAAGUCCGCCUGA
Messenger RNA from Fonsecaea nubica, 735 nucleotides. RefSeq lists its product as hypothetical. The transcript has 2 exons. NCBI's taxonomy places the organism in Eukaryota, Fungi, Ascomycota, Eurotiomycetes, Chaetothyriales, Herpotrichiellaceae. The record is from RefSeq and is a predicted model, not a curated record. Bases 1 to 735 code for a protein of 244 amino acids.